Molecule: messenger RNA, 2457 nt
Organism: Megalops cyprinoides (Indo-Pacific tarpon)
Lineage: Eukaryota; Metazoa; Chordata; Actinopteri; Elopiformes; Megalopidae
Exons: 3
Coding region: 134-1285 (383 amino acids)
Molecular function (GO): GTP binding
Source: RefSeq, a predicted model, not a curated record
GUGACGCACACACAAAUGAUUCUGAGGGGAGGAAAACACUCAAGCAGCUACAGCCGCAGAGUGAAGACUAGAGGAAUAGGAGGAAGUAGACCAGUGUGCUGCUGACUGUGUCUUAUCUUCAUAAGCAACAGAGAUGUCAUCGCCCCCUUCUAAACCGGACGUCAGUGAUACCUCGUCCCUCCCUGAAAACCCCGCCUCCAACCCCGCCUCUCUGUCUUCCUCCCCCUCCUCCUCCCCCGCCCCUGAGGAGCUGAGGCUGGUGCUGCUGGGCCGAAGGGCGUCGGGGAAGAGCGCGGCGGGGAAUGCCAUCCUGGGCCGGGAGGUGUUCCUGUCGCAGAAAAAUGAUGACGAGGUGGCCGUCACUCAGGAGUGUGAAAAGAGGAGGGGCGUUGUGGCUGGGAGACAGGUGGCUGUGAUUGACACGCCGGACUGGUUCUGCUCAAAGCGCCCCCGGGAGGAAGUGCGCCGCCAGAUCUCCGCGUGCGCGGCCCUCUCGGCCCCGGGGCCCCACGCCUUCCUCCUGUGCGUGCCCCUGGAUCGCCCCGCCGAGGUGGAGCUCCAGGCCCUGGGGGCGCUGGGGGAGGUGUUCGGCCCGGGCGCGGUCAGCGGCCACACCCUGGUCCUCUUCACCCACGCCGACGAGGUGGCGGAGGCCGGGGGGGCCGAGGACUACAUCGCCAACCAGCGCGAGGACCUGCUGGAGCUGACGGAGAGGUGCGGCGACCGCUACCACGUGCUGGAGGUCGGGGGCGGGGCCGAGGGGGCCGGGGGCGAGGCCGAGGGGGCGGAGAGCAGCGUCUGCCGCCUGCUGGAGAAGGUGGAGCAAAUAGUGAGGGAUGGGGGCGGGGCCCACUACACCUCCAGCCUCUUCCAGGAGGCGGAGGCCAGGGUGCUGCAGCGGCAGGAGGAGAUCAUGAAGGAACACCAAGCGAGAAAAGAAGAGGGGGAAGGAGAGGGGGAGGAAGAGCAGGAGGAGGAGGAAGAGCAAGAUGAGGCAAAGGAAAGGGAGCAAGUGAGGGAGGAGGCGGAGAGGAGUGUGCACGAUCUGACGCUGGACACCAUUCCCGCCCUCUUCGCCUCCUCCCCUCCUCCAUCGUUCCUGCGCUCCAUAUGGGAGACGCUGGUGGGGUGGGUGAGGGCAGUGACCAAGUAUAUUCGGCGUGAAGCCCUGCUGGGCAGCGUGGUUGGGAUGCUGGUUGGGGGACCCUUGGGGAGUGCUUUAGGGGCGACGGUGGGCUCAGUGGCAACAGAAGUAGGGAGACGGAAACAUGUCAAAAAACAGUAAAACUCCAUCCGCAAAGCUCACAGAUUUCUUUUCUACUGAUCUGAAAAUAUUAGUUAUUGCAUAUGGUGUGUCAGUUUGUUGGCCAGACUGUAAAUGUUGGUCACACCAACAAAGAGCCAUUAGACUUACAUAUAUAAAAAGGAGAACAUGAACUGCAAAUACCCUAUGUAAUGCUUCACAUGACACUGUACCAGCAAUACAAAAAAGCUGCUGUUUUGGCACUGCUGACACAUCUGGGCAUCACUACUGAAAUCAGUAUCACAACAAGCGAAAGUUGUCCGUUUAUCUAUUGGGCCUUUUAUUUUAGUUUUUUAUGACUCAAAUACACAAUAUUUUCCAAUCAAUCUAAAUCUUAACUUUGCAACAUAGCACUUUGCUGUUGUGGUUAUCUGUAAAAUAAUUGGACGGGAUUUGUAUUAUUUUUGUCGGUAAAAUAUUGGGACGUUUAUUUUUAUUUAAUAUCCUGCGAUCAUGUAUGACGCACGUGCUAGUGGGUGCUCGGCUCCAUUAUGCGGCUGUGCUAACCAUAGAAGUAUUACGUACGUUUUAUGUAAAAUGGACCACUCGUUGGAUAUCCUAAACGAUUACUGAAAAUAAGUCACUACUCCACUAUGCCCGCUACAAUUUAUUGUUGGGCGUAUUUAUUUUGCUACACCUAUCACCUACUCAUCAUCCAUUUUCCUUUGCCAUUCCGCACGAAAUUGUGCGUCAUCCUGUUUUUGAACACUAGAUGGCGCCGAUUGAAACGUGGCUUCAAUCAUGGAAUUAAUGCUUGAAUACCGUAUUUCUGAAUCUACAGCUAUUAAAAAGAAAGUAACCUGUGUAGUGCAUUUGUUGAACAUUGUCAUUAUACGUGUAAUGCAGAUAUGUGCGUAGCAUUGAAAUUUAAGCAGGUGAAUAUCACUAUAUCGAAGACACAUUUAGAUAAUAUGAAAGCCUUUGUAUGUACCUUGUAUGUCAGAAUAUCUCAUCUCCUACUCGCUUUAUACGCACUUGUGUGCCAGGUGCUGGUUUUCUCACUUUGGAGUGGGGAGCUUGUGACCAGAAUGUUUGUCACGGAACUGACCAGAAGUACGAAACUGGAUGAAUAAAUGUAUAACACUGAUGAAAUGAACAUGAGAAAAACGGAGACACGCUGAGAGAAACCUAAAUAAACAAACAAAUGAAGAACA